UGUAAGCACGUGUGCGUGUGGUUACUAAUCUGUUAGUUGGUGAUUACCUAGAAGUGUAUAAUAAUAAUAAUAAUGUGUACAGAAUUGAAUACAAAUAUUGAAGUCAUUGUCGGUACAUAUGAGGAGUUUCUCUUAGGAUACAAGCUUUGCUUUUCGCCGUCAUCUAAGAUUGGAUAUAGUCUCCAAACCAGCUUCACAAAUCAUGGACACACAGCAUCUGUCCGUAGUUUGGCUUCUAGCACUAAGCACUUAGCAUCUGGAGGUGCAGAUGAAACCAUUAGAUUGUUUAAUAUGAAAACUCGUCAAGAAGUUGGGACACUUAUUCAACAUGAUGGUACAGUUACUUGUAUGGAGUUUCUGGAUAGUUCUCAUCUGGUUAGUGGCAGUGAAGAUGGAACAAUUUGUGUUUGGACAACAAACAACUGGCAGUGUGUAAAGACCUUGAGAGGGCAUAAAGAUGGGAUCAUCAGUCUGUCAGCUCACCCUACAGGAAAACUACUGUUGAGUAUAGGGAAAGACAAAACUCUAAGAACAUGGAACCUCAUUAAAGGCCGAUCAGCCUAUGUUACAAACAUAAAAGCAGUGGGAGAGUUUGUUCUUUGGUCACCAGAUGGUUCCAAGUUUUUGGUUUCAUUAAAGAACAGAAUUGAUGUCUACAGUGUAAAGACGACAGGUAUUAUUCAUUCCAUAGACUUUGGAAGACGAGCAAGUUGUGCAACAUUUCUGAAUGACCAUGUGCUGGUAGUUGGUGGUGAAUCUAAUAAGUUGGAGCUGCAUGAUAUCACUAGGAAAUGUGCACUACAGAUGUUUGAAGCUCAUAAAAACAGAAUCAAAGGUCUGUAUUGUGUGAGAAAUUUUGGAACAAAGCAGUCAAACAGUUUAGUUCUGUCAACAUCCAGUGAUGGCUUUAUUAAAGUGUGGAAGUUCAAGUCAAGUAAGUUGGAUGAACAUCCAUCUCUGUUAACGGAACUUGACACCACUUGCAGACCAACUUGUUUAACUGUGUGUUAUGAAAGUCCAAUAAGAAAAGCUGUAACUCAGCCUUCAUUAGACGUCUCUUCUCCCAAGGAAGAACUACAAACAUCAGAAAUUGCAGUUUAUGAAAAUAAGAGGAAGAGAAACUCGAGUACAAAGUCAUCACUGAAGAAGAAGAAAAAAAUAAUAUGAACCUGCAAUUUCUUGUUUGUAUAUAUAUACAAAGUUCUAUGCUAUUUGAUAUAAACCUGAUCAAUAAUAAAAGAGUCCAGCUUUAUUGUUUCAGGUUA
Molecule: messenger RNA, 1265 nt
Organism: Limulus polyphemus (Atlantic horseshoe crab)
Lineage: Eukaryota; Metazoa; Arthropoda; Merostomata; Xiphosura; Limulidae
Product: p21-activated protein kinase-interacting protein 1-like
Exons: 10
Coding region: 73-1167 (364 amino acids)
Molecular function (GO): protein binding
Source: RefSeq, a predicted model, not a curated record